Molecule: messenger RNA, 2634 nt
Organism: Setaria italica (foxtail millet)
Lineage: Eukaryota; Viridiplantae; Streptophyta; Magnoliopsida; Poales; Poaceae
Product: histone deacetylase 15
Exons: 17
Coding region: 274-2169 (631 amino acids)
Biological process (GO): chromatin organization
Cellular component (GO): histone deacetylase complex
Molecular function (GO): histone deacetylase activity
Source: RefSeq, a predicted model, not a curated record
CUGACCCUCCCCCUCUCGGCCUCUCCCCACUCGCCCCGUCUGCCGUCUCCCCCCUUCGGUUUCUCUCCGCCAGGAGGCCGCCGGUUUCCGCCCGCGGAAUUCCCCGCGGCGCGCCGCCGGCCCGCCCCGUUCGUCCCCCCACCGGAUCCGAGCUCGCCAUCUCUUGGUCACCCUCUGCGUUCGGUCGACCCCUGGCUGGGAUUGGGGUUCCCCCCGGGCAUCCGUUGCUUUCCUCACUCUCGUUGAUUUGAGCCUCACACUGGAUAUUUUCUUAUGGCAUCUGAUAUGAAACCGCUUAGCGACCAAAAGGAUGAGAUACCCUCCCGUUCCGUGGAGAACUGUGGAGUUUCCAAACAAGCUUGUCAUGGCAAAUCCCAAAGCUGUGACAGCGAUGUAAAACCAUUUUGUGCUGAAGUCAUUGGAAUUUCCUCAUUGAUUGGGAGUCAUACUGAUGGGAAGGCUUCAAAAGAGAACUGUGGGGCAUGCAGUUUCACUUAUGAUCAUGCUGAUGCGAUAGUAGAAGAUGUCAAGGUUGCCGUGGCAAGGUCAGGUCAUGCUGAGAGUGCUGAUCAUGAUGGCUGUCAGACUGCCAAAAAUAGAAGUUGCAUGGCUGUUGAUGAUCUGCCGCAGGAGUUUGAGAGAGAGCAAGCUGGGGCUACACUUGAGGAGCUGUUUUUCUCUAAUGAUGAAGAGGAAGAUGACAGUGACUGGGACCCUUCCAGUAGCCUUGUUGUGAAUAGGUGGUUUUGCUUGAACUGCACAAUGCCAAAUGUGGACGAGAUUACUAAUUGCCUGAAUUGCCAUGAGCUUAAGGGAUCAGUUGUAGGUGGAUACGAUGCUUUUAAAACUCAGAUUGCACAGGCUGCUUUGGUAUCUCCUGACACAGAAUUACCACCGGUGUCUACAGCGAUUGGUUUUGAUGAAAGAAUGCUGCUCCACAGUGAGCAGCUAGAAAUCAAACCAAAUCCACAUCCAGAAAGACCGGACCGCCUUCGCGCAAUUGCUGCCAGUCUUGCUGCUGCAGGAAUCUUUCCCUCAAAAUGUGCUUUGGUACCCCCUCGGGAAAUUACCAAGGAGGAACUCCUAAUGGUUCAUACUCCAGACCACAUUGAAAGUGUUGAGCAGACAAAAAACAUGCUUUACAGUUACUUCACUUCGGAUACUUAUGCGAAUGGACACUCAGCAUGUGCCGCCAAACUUGCAGCAGGACUAUGUGCUGAUCUUGCUAGUUUGAUAGUAUCUGGGCGUGUUCACAAUGGCUUUGCAAUGGUGAGACCUCCUGGGCAUCAUGCAGGGGUGAAGCAAGCAAUGGGUUUUUGUCUUCACAACAAUGCAGCAGUGGCUGCAUUAGCUGCAAAAAGAGCAGGUGCAAAGAAAGUCCUCAUAGUUGACUGGGAUGUGCACCAUGGAAAUGGCACACAAGAGAUAUUCGACGGGGACAGCUCUGUAUUGUACAUAUCACUACAUCGUCAUGAGUAUGGAAACUUCUAUCCUGGAACUGGAGCAGCAGAUGAGGUUGGAAUUCUCGAUGGUCAAGGUUUCUCGGUUAAUAUACCUUGGAGCCGUGGUGGUGUUGGAGACAACGACUACAUCUUUGCUUUUCAGACCGUGGUGCUUCCAAUAGCUGCAGAAUUUGCCCCAGACAUCACAAUAAUAUCUGCAGGAUUCGAUGCAGCUAGAGGUGACCCUCUUGGUUGUUGUGAUGUUACUCCGAUGGGAUACUCUAUAAUGACAUCCUUGUUAUCUGAUUGCUCAAAGGGAAGAUUGUUGGUGAUACUUGAGGGAGGAUACAAUCUUCGGUCGAUAUCUUCAUCAGCUACUGAAGUUGUUAAGGUUUUAGUUGGCGAAAGUUCAGGUUUUCAUUUUGAAACUGCACCAUCAAAAGAGGGCUUGAAGACUGUUUUACAAGUCCUGAAGAUUCAGCAACAAUUUUGGCCAGUUUUAGGUCCAACCUAUGCAUCACUGCAGGAACAGCAGGGGUCGGUUUUUUCCAAAUCUACUAACAAAACUAAUGAGCUGAGGAAAAGGAAGCAUUCAGGAGGAUCAGGGCCCUUCUGGUGGAAGUUUGGAAGCAAAAGGCUUCUGUACAGAGUGCUAUAUGAGGGCCGCUAUCUGAGGAAGAUCAAGGUCUCUGGAGAAGGAAAAACUAUUGAUUCAGCAGAGCCUUAGACGAUGCCCUGACUGUUGUUCUUCUAGACAUGAACAGCUUUGUCUGACUGGGGUUCCUAAAGCAGCGUAGCUUGUGCUUACCUAGAGUCAAGUUUUGACUGGUUACUUGAAUUGUGGUCGACCGGUGUAGAUGCAGAAAGCCAGCAACCCCAUUUAGUUGACAUGUGUUGUUGUUCCAGCCGAUGUAUCAUGCUACCCCUUUUCUUGGCUGCUUCGUACCAUACUAGAUGUUAGCCUCAGCGUUAGCAACAUAGCCUGAUUGGAGUCUGCAUUCCCGUUAGAGUUAUUUAGAAUGCCAUUGAUGUAUGUAGCAGAUCGUCUAUGGGAAAACCUUGAACAUUUGGAAUGGCAUCCGAGUCUUUAGCUUCUAUCAUUGUGUACCGAGUUUGCGGAUUCUGUGUGUGGCUGACUCAAUGUCUGAUGCACAUUUGUUACUCUGGGAUCUACCAAUUUCUUUGAAGCAUA